GCCUAUUUCUCCGACGUGCAGUGCUGUUUCUAAAACAAGAAGAAAAAGUAGUCACCGCUAGCACCAUCAAACAGCUUUGAGUCUUCUGAGAUCUGCUCCUCCAACCACACAGGAAUUCACCUACAGUUCAGCUCCUCUUCCUACAACAGUUUAUGAAAGCCAGUUGAAAACAUGACCGAUCCAGAACCCUGCAGAAUAAAACAGGAAGAUACUGAACAACAAAUAGACCUGAUUAAAGCGAACAAGGAGAUUGAAGAACUGAUUGAAGAGGGGGAGAACCAUCAUGUAAAAACUGAAGAAACAUCCCCAUGCAAGCAAAAUCUUGAUAUUCACAUAAAUUGUCAUCUUGAUGGGAUGCUGUACAAAUGUGAUCAGUGUGAAAAGACUUUCACAAUAAAAGGAAACCUUACAAAGCACAUGAAUAUCCACACAGGGGAAAAGCCAUACACAUGUACUCAAUGUGGGAAGAGCUUCAGACUAAAAGUAAUCCUUAAAAAACACAUGGAUAUCCAUGCUGGGGAGAAGCCGUACACAUGUGGUCAAUGUAGAAGGAGCUUCAGACUAAAAGCAACCCUUAAACAACACAUGAAAAUCCACACUGGAGAGAAGCCCUACACAUGCAGUCAGUGUGGGAAGAGCUUCAGACUAAAAGCUACCCUUAUCGAACACACAAGGAUUCAUACUGGAGAGAAGCCGUACACAUGUGAUCAGUGUGGGAAGAGUUUCACACAAAAAGGAUACCGUGAUGCACACCUAAAAACCCACACUGGAGAGAAGCCCUACACAUGUGAUCAGUGUGGGAAGAGUUUCACUCAGAAAGGAGCCCUUAAUGUACACAUGAGGAUCCACACUGGAGAGAAGCCGCACAAAUGUAAUCAUUGUGGGAAGAGUUUCAGACUUAAGCAACCACUUGACGAACACAUAAGGAUCCACACUGGAGAGAAGCCGUACACAUGUAAUCAGUGUGGAAAGAGUUUCAGAAAAUACGGUGGUUUUAAAAAACAUCUGCUUACUCAUUCUAGAGAAAGACAAGAAAAUGGUCACCAAAAUGGUAAAAGAAAAAAUAGGGCAGAUUUCGUGAAGGACCGCCUGAAAGUUCAUAUAAAGGAAAAGCCUUUUGUAUGUUAUUUAUGUGGAAAGAGUUUUGGUCAGAUGGUUGCAUUAAAAAUACACCAAAAAAGACACAGCGGUGUGAAGGAUCAUGCUUGCUCUGAGUGUGGGAAGACUUUUUUUACAUACGGUGCAAUGAAAGUGCACCAGACAGUUCACACUACAGAAACACCUUACAAGUGCUCACACUGUGACAAGAGAUUCAAAAGGUCAACAUAUCUGCAAAUACAUCAGAGGAUCCACACUGGAGAGAAGCCGUAUACAUGUGAUCAAUGUGGGAAGAGCUUCAGACUAAAAGAAAUGCUUAAUCAACAUAUGAAUAUCCACAAUGGAGAGAAGCCGCACACAUGUGUUCACUGUGGGAAGAAUUUCAGACAAAAAGGAAACCUUAACAAACACAUGAAAAUCCACACUGGAGAGAAGUUACACACAUGUGAUCAGUGUGGGAAGGGUUUCUUAGAAAAAGGAAACCUUAAAGACCACAUGAAUAUUCACACUGGAGAGAGGCCACAUUCAUGUGAUCAAUGUGACAGGCAUUUUGCACAUAAAGGAAACCUCAUCAAACACAUGAAAAGCCACACUGGGGUGAAGCCACACACAUGUGAUCAGUGUGGGAAAAGUUUUGCAGAAAGGGCAACCCUUAAUGAACACAUGAGGAUCCACACUGGAGAGAAGCCGUACACAUGUGAUCAGUGUGGGAAGAGUUUCACACAAAGAGGAACCCUUUAUGAACACAUGAAAACCCACAGUAGAGAGAAGCCGUUUACUUGUGAUCAGUGUGGAAAGAGUUUCAAACGAAAAGAAAGCCUUCAUGAUCACAUGAAAAUCCACACUGGAGAGAAGCCGUACACAUGUGAUCAGUGUGGGAGGAGUUUUACUCGAAGAGGAACCCUGUAUCAACACAAGAAAACCCAUACUGGAGUGAAGCCAUUCACAUACCUGAUGGAAGAGAAUGAGGAGAGUGAAGCUGAGGAGAAACAUCAUGUCAACACUGGUGAAAAAUCGAAGAAGAGUCAAAGAAGAGUCCAAACGUCUGUAACCUGCCCUCAGUGUGGAAAGAGUUUCUCACAAAAACAAAUUCAAGUUCACAGGAAAAUCCACACUCAAGAGAGGCCACACACAUGUGAUCAAUGUGGGAAAAGUUUCACACAAAAAACAGGCCUGAAGGAACACAUGAAAAUCCACACUGGAGAGAAGCCGUACUCAUGUGAUCAGUGUGGGAAGAGUUUCAGUAAGGCGAACACCUUUAAAUUACAUCUGCGUUAUCAUUCUGGAAAAAGACCAUAUAACUGUGAUCAGUGUGGUAAACAAUUUUUUAGGACAGACGCCCUGAAGAACCACCUGAAAGUUCAUACAAAGGAGAAGCCUCACAUAUGUUCUUUGUGUGGAAAGUGUUUUGCUGAGUUGGCUGCUUUAAAAAAGCACCAGAAAAGACACAGCGGUGUGAAGAAUCAUAUGUGCUUUGAGUGUGGGAAUGUCUUUUUUGAUAGUGGUCAACUGAAACGGCACCAGAGAAUUCACACUGGAGAAAAACCUUACAAGUGUUCACACUGUGAGAAGAGUUUCAGUCAGUCAGAACAUCUGAAAACACAUGAGAGGGUCCACACUGGAGAAAAGCCUUUCACGUGUGAUCAUUGUGGGAAGAGUUUUGCCCGAAAUGGACAUCUUAAGGGUCACAUGAAAAUUCACAGAGAGAAGCUGUACCGCUGCCCUCCGUGUGGGAAAAGUUUUGCUACGUCGUCGUCUUUACUUAAUCAUACAAGAAACAAAUGUCUAAAAUCACAGUAUCUGCUCCUUCAGCCGCAGAGGGAUUUACCAACAGUUCAGCUCCUCCCACAACAGUUUAUAAAAAAAGGAAUCAGGCAGGAACAGGCAGGAACACGCAGGAACACAACGAUCCCUCUGUGUCUUCCAGUUCCUAAGGAUUCCCUCUACGUUCUCCAGGAUUGUGGUGUGUGGUUGUGGUUGUCUUCGUCACUCCAUUGUCUGUGUCCGUUGAUCGUCUGUAUCCAUCUUCAAACAAGAUUACGGCAUUAUCGCCAAGUUAUCCUUCUCUAUUUCUACAAAGUAUUUACUUACCUGCAUUCUCUCCUGUGGAUCCUCCUGUCUGGAACUCAUUGUCAAAAUAAACUGAUUUGUUUUUACUUACCAUCUGUCUCCAGUCCGCUUCGUAACAACAUGCCAAGAAGUUCAAACACACUUAACAAAAUAGAUGAGAACAAGGAGACUGAAGAACUGAUUAAAGACAGGGAGAGCCAUCAUGUAAAAACAGAAGAAACAUCCUCAUCGACAAGACGAGACAAAAUUCGGCCUGAGUGUGAAAAGAGUCUCUCAUUUAAGCAAAAUCUUGAUAUUCACAUAAAAUGUCACCUUGAAGAGAAACUGUACACAUGUGAUCAGUGUGAAAAGACUUUCACAGUAAAAAAAUACCUUACAAAACACAUGAAAAUCCACACUGCAGAGAAACCGUACACAUGUGAUCAGUGUGGGAAGAGUUUCACACAAAAAGAAUACCUUGAUGCACACCUAAAAACACACACUGGGGAGAAGCCCUACACAUGUGAUCAGUGUACGAAGAGUUUCAGACAAAAAGGAGCCCUUAAUGUACACAUGAGGAUCCACACUGGAGAGAAGCCGCACACAUGUAAUCAGUGUGGUAAGAGUUUCAGACUUAAGCAAACUCUUAACGAACACAUGUGGAUCCACACUGGAGAGAAACCGUACACAUGUGUUCAGUGUGGGAAGAGAUACACGCAAAAAGGAGCCCUUAAUGUACACAUGAGGAUCCACACUGGAGAGAAGCCAUACGCAUGUGAUAAGUGUGGGAAGAGUUACACACAAAAAGGAGCCCUUAAUGUACACAUGAGAAUCCACACUGGAGAGAAGCCGUACACAUGUGAUCAUUGUGGAAAGAGUUUCAGAAAAUGUGAUGUUUUUAAAAAUCAUCUCCUUACUCAUUCUAGAGAGAGACUAGAAAACUGUGACCAAAGCAGUAGAACAUUUCUAAAGGACCACAUGAAAGCUCAUAUGAAGGAGAAGCCUUACCUAUGUUAUUUAUGUGGAAAGAGAUUUAGUCAGAUGAUUGCAUUUAAGAUACACCAGAAAAGACACAGCGGUGUGAAGGAUCAUGCUUGCUCCAAGUGUGGGAAGACUUUUUUUACAUAUGGUGCGAUGAAAGUGCACCAGACAGUUCACACUACAGAAACGCCUUACAAAUGUUCACACUGUGACAAGAGAUUUAAACGGUCAGAAUAUCUGAGAAUACAUGAGAGGAUCCACACUGGAGAGAAGCCGUAUACAUGUGAUCAAUGCGGGAAGAGCUUCAGACUAAAAGAAACGCUUAAUCAACACAUGAAUAUCCACAAUGGGGAGAAGCCACACACAUGUGACCAGUGUGGGAAGAAUUUCAGACAAAAAAGACACCUCAACGAUCAUAUGAAAUUCCACACUGGAGAGAAGCUACAUACAUGUGAUCAGUGCGGGAAAACCUUUCUGCAUAAAGCAAACCUUAAAGACCACAUGAAUAUUCACACUGGAGAGAAGCUGUACACAUGUGAUCAGUGUGGGAAGAGUUUUGCAAAUAAAGGAAAUCUUAUGAAACACGUGAAUAGACACACUGGGAAGAAGCCACACACAUGUGAUCAAUGUGGGAAGAGUUUUGCAGAAAAGGCAACCCUUAAUGAACACAUGAGGAUCCACACUGGAGAGAAGCCAUACACAUGUGAUCAGUGUGGGAGGAGUUUCACACAAAGAGGAACGCUUAUUGCACACAAGAAAACCCACAGUAGAGAGAAGCCAUUUACAUGUGAUAAGUGUGGGAAGAGUUUCACACUAAGAGGAACGCUUACUGCACACAAGAAAACCCACAGUAGAGAGAAGCCAUAUACAUGUGAUCAGUGUGGGAAGAAUUUCAAACGAAAAGAAAGCCUUCAUGAUCACGUGAAAAUCCACACUGGAGAGAAGCCGUACACAUGUGAUCAGUGUGGGAAGAGUUUUACACAAAGAGGAACCCUUAUUGCACACAAGAACACCCACAGUAAAGAGAAGCCAUACACAUGUGAUCAGUGUGGGAGGAGAUUCACACAAAGAGGAACCCUUAUUGCACACAAGAAAACCCACAGUAGAGCGAAGCCAUAUACAUGUGAUCAGUGUGGGAAUAGUUUCAAACGAAAAGAAAGCCUUCAUGAUCACAUGAAACUCCACACUGGAGAGAAGCCGCACACAUGGAACUAG
Molecule: messenger RNA, 5343 nt
Organism: Labeo rohita (rohu)
Lineage: Eukaryota; Metazoa; Chordata; Actinopteri; Cypriniformes; Cyprinidae
Product: zinc finger protein 850
Exons: 9
Coding region: 172-5343 (1723 amino acids)
Biological process (GO): regulation of transcription by RNA polymerase II
Cellular component (GO): nucleus
Molecular function (GO): DNA-binding transcription activator activity, RNA polymerase II-specific; RNA polymerase II cis-regulatory region sequence-specific DNA binding
Source: RefSeq, a predicted model, not a curated record